AUGUCACUGCACCUUUUGCGACAGGCCGCCGGCCCCGCAUUUAAUGCUCUACGGCUAUGCUCGAGCGCUGGUGGCGUGUACCAUCCGAAGCCAAUCGACCCCACAUGGGGCGAGAUGGCGAAGAAAGCCAUGAAAGGAAAGGAUCCUGAGAGUCUAAUCUGGCACACACCUGAAGGCAUUCCGAUCAAACCGCUCUAUCUCAAAGAGGACCGACAAUGUGACGAUCAUAGGAAACCAGAGGUACUAACACUCUUUCAUAAGUACUUCCUAGCGUGGGAAGUUAGCUGCGUGGAACCUGGGUUCGUCUGCGUGACGAGCUCCAUCACAGUCUAA
Cooperia oncophora is the source of this 333-nucleotide messenger RNA. The record is from the annotation of a GenBank genome assembly. NCBI's taxonomy places the organism in Eukaryota, Metazoa, Nematoda, Chromadorea, Rhabditida, Trichostrongylidae.